AUGUCUCCUCCCUUCACCCCGCUCUUUAUCGAUGGUGAAUGGCGCCCAGCCAGCACCGGCGCGACCUUCGACGUCCUCAACCCGCUCACGGGCGAGGUCGUCGGCACCUCCGCCGCCGCCUCCGCCGCUGACUGCGCCGCCGCUGUCGACGCCGCUCAGCGCGCGUUCGACGGCGUGUGGGGCGCGACGUCGCCAUCCGCGCGGCGCGACCUUGUUCUGCGCGUCGCGGACCUGCUCGCGACGGAGAAGUACCGCGACAAGAUCGUCGAGGCGGGCAACGCGGAGACGUGCACGACCGAGGACAUGCUCGGGUCCGCCUGGCACGGCCAGAUCGCGUACCUUCGCGGCCACGCGGGCUUCUCGAGCAUCCCCAUGGGCGAGACCUUCCCGUCUGCCAUCCCGGGCGGGCGCGUCUUCAUGAAGCGGGCUCCGUAUGGCGUUGUGUUCGGCAUCGCACCGUGGAACGCGCCGAUCAACCUCACCAUCCGCGCGAUCGUGGUCCCCAUCCUAUGCGGCAAUACCGUCGUCAUCAAGUGCUCCGAAGACAGCCCACGCACGCAAGCCAUUGUCAUAGAGCUCUUUGAAGCCGCCGGGCUCCCGAAGGGCGUCAUCAACUACAUCUCGACCUCGCGGGAGGACGCCCCCGCCCGGACGGCGGAGAUCAUCGCGCACUCCAUGGUCCGCAAGAUCAGCUUCACCGGCAGCGACCGCGUAGGGCGCAUCAUCGCGAUGGAGGCUGCGAAGCACCUCAAGCCCACUGUACUUGAGCUCGGUGGCAAGUCCCCCGUCGUCAUCCUCGCCGACGCCGACGUCCCGCGCGCGGCGCGCGCCGUCGCGUCCUCCACCCUCCUCAACUCCGGCCAGAUCUGCAUGUCGACCGAGCGCGUGAUCAUCCAGCGGGGCGCCGCGCCCGCGUUCCUCGACGACCUCGCCGCCAUCUUCAAGCAGGUCUCCGCCGGGGACGUCUCGACGCCGUACGCGGGCGCGCGCAUCGGCGCGCUCUUCAGCGAGGCCUCUGCGGAGAACGUCGUCGCGCUGCUCAAGGACGCGGCCGCCGAGGGCGCGAAGAUCCUCGUGGGAGACGCGUCGCGGCAGGGACCGCUCGUCCAGCCGCACAUCGUCACGGAGGUCAAACCCGGGAUGCGCAUCUGGGACCGCGAGAGCUUUGGGCCGGUGGUGAUCGUGGCGGUGGUGGACACCGUAGACGAGGCGGUCGCGUUGGCCAAUGCCUCGGAUUACAGCCUCAUGGCGGCGCUGUGGACAAGGGACAUCUACAACGCCUUCGGUGUGUCCGAGAAGAUUCGUUCAGGAUAUGUCAACAUUAACGGCCCAACGGUGUACUACGAGUGGAUGCGUAGCCUGGCGGGACUGGGCGGCUCGAGUGGGUAUGGAUAUUUCAAUGUCGAUGAAUGGACCCAGUUGAGGAUGUCCGUCCUCCACUCGGAGAAGGAGCCGCCAUACCCUGUGGUUUCUCGGCUGAACCAGUGA
This is a messenger RNA of Epithele typhae, 1488 nucleotides long. Its product is annotated as aldehyde dehydrogenase. The coding region runs from base 1 to 1488 and encodes 495 amino acids. Gene Ontology annotation, molecular function: oxidoreductase activity, acting on the aldehyde or oxo group of donors, NAD or NADP as acceptor. The transcript is spliced from 5 exons. NCBI's taxonomy places the organism in Eukaryota, Fungi, Basidiomycota, Agaricomycetes, Polyporales, Epitheliaceae. The record is from RefSeq and is a predicted model, not a curated record.